Messenger RNA from Aureobasidium namibiae CBS 147.97, 591 nucleotides. Its product is annotated as nucleic acid-binding protein. Gene Ontology annotation, molecular function: structural constituent of ribosome. The annotation marks the transcript as partial. Gene Ontology annotation, cellular component: mitochondrial small ribosomal subunit; ribosome. Lineage: Eukaryota; Fungi; Ascomycota; Dothideomycetes; Dothideales; Saccotheciaceae. Gene Ontology annotation, biological process: mitochondrial translation. The record is from RefSeq and is a predicted model, not a curated record. The transcript has 2 exons.
GUCGGUGUCGUAGUCAGCGCUGGAAAGAUGCAAAACACAGUCAAAGUCAGGCUACCCAGUCAGAAAUGGAACAACUACUUGAGAAAGCACUUCAAGGACCACUCAGACCACCUAGUUCACGACCCCAAGUCCUCCCUCAACAUCGGCGACGUCGUAGCUCUCAGACCCUUCCGCGCCGCAAAACACGUCCACCACGUCGUCUCGGAAAUUCUGGUGCCCUUCGGCACACCAAUCACCCAACGGCCGCCCAUCCCCAGCGCAGGCGAGUCCGAAGCCGCAUACAACGCCAAACGCCACUCGAAGAAGGAACGUCGCAGUCUUCGCCGUGCAGCUGCCCAAGGCUCCGAGUCUGCGAUCGCAAAGUUGGACGCUAUGGAGGUGGAAGCUGGGCAGGGUGUUAAGGCUGGAAAGGGGGAGAAGGGCGCAAAGAAUGCUGGACUUCUGGGCAACAAGGGACAGAAGCUGCCAAAGGGAGUUUUGCCGGGUGGUAAACACGCAGUUGGAAAGAUUGAUGAGAGGGCGAAGCACAAUAAGGAGCAGGCUAUCAAGAGGAAUGAGAAGGCUGAGAAGAACUUGCUAGAGGCUAAGCAG